This is a messenger RNA of Candidula unifasciata, 828 nucleotides long. The record is from the annotation of a GenBank genome assembly. NCBI's taxonomy places the organism in Eukaryota, Metazoa, Mollusca, Gastropoda, Stylommatophora, Geomitridae.
AUGGGGGUUAUAUCCAUCAUCGGAAAGAUCGUCUUGGUUCUUGUCAACAUUUUGAUACUGCUGCUGAGUAUAGCCAUGAUAAUAUGUGGCAUUAUUGUGGUUGCUGGAAAAGACAUCUAUAACAGCCUCUUGGACAAGUUUAGAACGACUCUGGAAGAAGCGCUGAAUAACAUUGGUGUCUCUGUGGAUACAAGUAAUUUGACCUUUACUGACAUCAUGCUGCCACUGGCUUAUGGGGUUAUAGCCCUUGGUGUGAUCAUGGGAGCCUUGGCUUUGCUGGGAUGUAUUGGUGGCUGUUACACUCUAAAACUUGUUCUUAUUGUGUAUGCUAUUGUUUUACUGGCCUUCUUUCUAGUACAAGUGGCCAUAGUAAUUGUUGUGUACGCUGACAAAUCCGCAUUUGAUGGCACUGUUAAGCCUAGGAUUAAAGAGACACUUGACACAUUUUCUGAUGUUGAAGGCACAGAUCCUAAGACUAUGGUGUGGAAUGCCAUCAUGGCCUAUGAAGGAUGCUGCGGAGUAGACUCAUAUGAGGAUUUCAAAAAUCUAAAGCACUGGCCUCCACAGCAAAUCAAGAAUAAAACAGUACAUCUCAUAACUCCGGUCAUGUGUUGCAAGGUAAAGUCUAACAACAUCACUUGUGCAGAGCGCCCAGAUGAAAGUACUAACUGGAUGAACACAGGUUGCUAUGACAAACUCUUUGAUCUCAUCGUAAGCAACUCAUUUGUUAUCACAAUUAUUGCCUUUUUAUUUGCUUUCCAGUUUAUCGUUAUAUUCUUCACCAUCUGGAUACUGUGUACCAUGGAUAACAAGAUAGAUAUUAUAUAG